Molecule: messenger RNA, 1521 nt
Organism: Pleurotus ostreatus (oyster mushroom)
Lineage: Eukaryota; Fungi; Basidiomycota; Agaricomycetes; Agaricales; Pleurotaceae
Exons: 2
Coding region: 1-1521 (506 amino acids)
Source: RefSeq, a predicted model, not a curated record
AUGUCGAAUCCUCUGCAACACGUCCCCGCUCACACGACUGAGGAACUCCGGUCAAUGAAGAAGAAGGAGGCGGUCGUCGCCUAUGAAACCGAAGUCCAGUACUUCGCCGGGAUGGGAGAUGUGAUGCCGGAACUGGACGAUGAACACCGCGAGGACGUGGAGCUGGCCGUGGCUGAUAUGGAGCAUCAGCAGGACUGGCUGUCGGCCGCUGAGGAGAUCUUGGUCGCGCGGGGGCUGCAAGGGAGUGUAGAGGAUGAAGUUCGGGCAAGGAUGGCUACAGCCACAGGGCAGCUGCUCGAAGCGCAGGGCCGGCUCGCGGAAUGGCAGGCCGAGGACGAACGACAGGCGCAGGAGGAGCGCGACGCUGCGGAGGCAAAACGUCAGAAGGAGGAAGACGAACGGCGACAGGAGGCAGCGGCAUUGGAGGAACGACGAGCAGAGGAAGCUCGAAGAACUGCGGAGGUGCGUGACACACGACGGCGGGACGCGCUCGCGGCUGAGGCGCGACGCCAGGCCGCCCGGAAAUCCAAGUUCGUCGGCGGCUCGGGAACCGUCGGAUCUGGGAGCGGAAGCACUGCGGCGGAGCCGGGCGAGACGCAACAUCUCGGGGAGGUGAUUGAGAUCACGUCGGAGGCCGACGACGAAGAUACUCCUGUGCCGCGUACCCGACGACGAGCUGCCGCCAUCCGGGCUGGAAAGCGCAAAGCCGUCGAGAGCGAUGACGCGGAGACAACUCCGCGUACAAAGCGUAUCCGAAAACGAGCCGGAAACUUGGAUGACGCGCACGAGAGAACCCCGCCCCCGCCUGCACCUUACGACGUCGAGGCGUAUGGGGAAUACAACCCGGCGGGUAAGCCCAUCGGCCCAUGUGCCUCAUCGUUACUGACUGCCGGAACAGAUCGGAGCACCAACCCGCGGAACGAGGAAUGGGGCUGCGGAUAUGGCGCCUCAAAGGAAUCGUGCCCGCACCCGAGAGUGGAGUUCUCCGGGUACCGGCGGUGCCUCCGCUGCCAGCAGGGCCAUUUUUCUUGCGUCGGCACCGGCUGCCACGCUUGCGAGUCGUGCACCGGCUCCAAGGUAAAGUGUUCGCACGCGAAGACCCGGGCCAAGCAGGCGAAGACAGCGGAGGAGACGGCGUCGGGCAGCAAAACGCCCGGUAAGGGAAAGCAGCGGGCAGGAGCGAUCCCGCGAACACGGAGUCGGGUAGGAGAGGCCAGGGAGACACGCCGCAAUACGCGGGCAGCGGCGGGCGGUGCCCUCGUGCCAAUUCUGGCAGAGGCGUGCGCAGACCAUGAGCUGCGAACCAUCGUCCAGGUGAUGUCAUCCAUGGACGCUCGGAUCGCGGCUCUCAAGCAGGCCACGGAGGACGCGGAGAGCACCCGGGCCGCGGCAACAAGGAGUCUGGCGGCACUGAUGCUGCGAAGGGAACUGGAGGAGGCGCAACGGGCGGACGCGGCGGACACGGAGGAACGGGAAGAGGACAGGAGAAGGGACGAAGACGCGGAGUAUGACGGAGAGUAA